Pteronotus mesoamericanus is the source of this 1641-nucleotide messenger RNA. It is a transcript of the gene BSND, whose product is annotated as barttin CLCNK type accessory subunit beta. Gene Ontology annotation, molecular function: chloride channel regulator activity. The transcript is spliced from 6 exons. Gene Ontology annotation, cellular component: plasma membrane; basolateral plasma membrane. The record is from RefSeq and is a predicted model, not a curated record. Gene Ontology annotation, biological process: chloride transport. The coding region runs from base 1 to 1641 and encodes 546 amino acids. NCBI's taxonomy places the organism in Eukaryota, Metazoa, Chordata, Mammalia, Chiroptera, Mormoopidae.
AUGGCGGACGAGAAGACCUUCCGCAUCGGCUUCAUUGUGCUGGGGCUCUUCCUGCUGGCCCUUGGCACGUUCCUCAUGAGCCACGACCGGCCUCAGGUUUAUGGCACCUUCUACGCCAUGGGCAGCGUCAUGGUGAUCGGGGGCGUCAUCUGGAGCAUGUGUCAGUGCUACCCCAAGAUCGCCUUUGUCCCUGCUGACUCCGAAUUCCAAGGCAUCCUGUCCCCGAAGCCACCGGGCUUGAUGGAGAACGGACUCGCUGCCGAGAUGAAGGGCCCCCAGCCCCCCUACGUAAGGCUGUGGGAGGAAGCUGCCUAUGACCAGAGCCUGCCCGACUUCAGCCACAUCCGGAUGAAGGUCAUGGGCUACAGCGAAGAUCCCCGCCCCCUGCUGGCCCCUGAGCUGGGACAGCAGCAGCUGGAAGCUGGUGAUAGAGGGGAAGGUGGCCCUCGUGAGGCUCAGGCCUGGAUGGAGGCUGCCGUGGUCAUCCACAGGGGCUCGGAUGAGGUCGGGGGAGAAAGAAACCCAACUCAGAGCAGUCCUAGCCCCCCAGCCUGUCCCCAGGGCCCCGCACCCUUGGCGUCCUUCCAGGAUGACCUGGAUGUGGGCUCCAGCGGGGGCGGCAGCCCCAGUCCCUCUCCACCUGAGGGGGAGGAGCCUGAACCCUCGCCGCGGGAGCCCUGGGCCUGCAGGUGCCAACUGGACCGCUUCCACGACUUUGCUCUGAUCGAUGCCCCCAUGUCGGAGGACUCACCUCCAGAGGGGCAGUGGCAGGAUGCAGCCUCACCCUGCUACUGGGAACGGUCCCCGAGGACAAAAGAGGAGGAGGCGGCUUCGGACACAGGUGCAGAGGAGCCGGAGAAGGAGGAAGAAGACUUGUACUAUGGGCUGCCGGACAGUCCCGGGGACCCCCUCCCAGACAGAGAGCUGGACUUUGAGCUCGAUGCCCAGGGCUUAGAUGGAACUGCCCCUGGCACCGGGGCUGCGGCAGCUGCUUCAGAGGAAGGGGCAGCGGCACUACCUCAAACCAGGUCCACACCCUUCGAGCUUGCCCUCUGGGCCACCUCGGACGGGGAGACCUUCUCCUGGGCUGGGCCUCUGGGUCAGGACUGGGAGGCCCGGCAGUGGGAAAGGGAAGCCCUCCAUGCUGGGUCAGAAGGGCACAGCUCCCCUGGACUCUCCCGUUUCCUUCUGGGUCAUUCUACCUCCAGUAUGAAAGCCUGGGCAGUGAAAGGUGUUGCCGGGCACAUCCUCUGCGCCGUAACUGACGUUCCCACCCAUGACCCGGGUCAUCAGACGGCGGUUGACCAUGCGGCACAGCUGUGUGGUGUGGCCCCGGUGUCCCUGAAUCAUCAGGGUAGGGCAUUGUCCAGACCUUACCCAGAAAUCCAAGGGCCGCUGGCUGCAGGCCCACCAAGCAGGGAGGCGCCAACCCCAUCCUGGGAAGUGGUGCUGAGGACUUGGGGCAGCAGAGGGAGAUGCCGGGACUCGGGCUUCGGCUCCAGUCCCGGAUCCCCACCCCCUUGCUGUGUAUGGGGAGCCGAUAUGCCGCUCUGCCCGGAACAGCCCCGGUUAUGCCCUGUCCCUGCUUCGUUAUUAGUGGUGCCCCCUUUCACUCUCAAAGCCAUCCCAUUUGGACAAUAA